Messenger RNA from Fopius arisanus, 3774 nucleotides. RefSeq lists its product as uncharacterized. Gene Ontology annotation, molecular function: outward rectifier potassium channel activity; potassium ion leak channel activity. The coding region runs from base 410 to 2899 and encodes 829 amino acids. The record is from RefSeq and is a predicted model, not a curated record. Gene Ontology annotation, cellular component: plasma membrane. Gene Ontology annotation, biological process: stabilization of membrane potential; potassium ion transmembrane transport. The transcript has 5 exons. Lineage: Eukaryota; Metazoa; Arthropoda; Insecta; Hymenoptera; Braconidae.
UUCAGUGUAAUUCUGGCCUAGUGACAGCAAGUUAUCCGGAAUCAUGAGUUUCACCCUCGAGUGCGCUGAGAGUAAUGGAUAAUGGAUGAUUAAGGAUAGCAAACUGUUGUUUGACGGCUCUUCAUCUAGAAUAAACGAACUGUUACUUGAAAGUAAUGAGGAGGGUGAGGAAUAGGACCUCUCUCGAGAGGGGAUGGGUAACAAAAUAAGGAGUCGUUGAGAUAUAUAGUGGAUGCUGGGUGGAGUGGUGGGAGCUCGAGCUUUAUUUUUGUCCGCAUAGAAGCAUCUCGGUGCGACAACGUUCAUGUUCCGUUCAAGUAAUUCCUCGGUAACCUAGUGAUUCCUCAUUUGCCUGGUGCAUAAGAUAAAUAUUAGGAAAUAGAGGGAAAUAGAGGGAAAUAAAAGUGUCAUGGAGGAGAGUUACGCGGUGCACAGGCGUCGUAAAGCAGCGGCAUCAGCGAGGAGACGUGAUAAAACUCCGGAUGCCGUUCGAGAAGUGGUGGAGGACAUCCAGGGGGAGGAGGAGGACGUGGUGGCGAGAGAGGCGAGAGCACGAAUUGAACGGAUGGUGGAGGAUACGGAGCGAAUGGAGGCACUUGCCAGUGAGGAGACAGCUGGGGCCAAUGGACAGAUUGAUGACAACAAACCUGAGGAGAUUUCUCGACCUGGAGUGACAAGUUCACGGGAUGACGAUGAUUUGGAUGAUUUUAAAGUGACAGAAAAUGUCAGUCAUGAAAAUAGAAUGGAAACUGUUAGACGAGGGAGAGAUGCGCCCCGAAGACGUGCCAAACGAUCGCAGGAGCGAUUGAGCAGCGGUGGAUCGAGCGCUGAUGAUGAUAAAUCCAGCAAGAGCGAGGCUGAGAGAAAUGAGAAGAAGAGGGAGAAGAAGCCGAGGCGACUGAGGAAGGAGUUGUUGCGGAGGGGUGAUGAGGGAGUGAGGAAAUAUUCGAAGAGUGAGGAGCCUAUUGCGCCACCACGGGGGGGUCGAUCUCUUGGGGAGGAAUUGGGAACACGGAAAUACUUUUCGGAUGAGUCCAGGAAGUCCAGGAGGUCCUGCUCUGGGGAGCGACAGCGGGAGGAGACGGAGGGGAGGAAGGAGAGACAGGAGAGGAAGGAGAGGAAGGGGGUGAAGGAGGUGAAAGAGGUGAAGGAGGUGAAGGAGAUUAAAGAACUGGAGGAGGCUGGGGCGGCAGUGGAGGUUUCACAACGCGAUGAACAGCCUCGUCAGGAUGUGGAGAUCUCUCCUCCACGUGUCGUUAAACAGAUUAUUCCAUUGAGCAAUGACUCUCUAAUUCAUGACCUCGAAAUUGCCCAGCAGCAGUACCAGAGACGGGAAAUUGGUAUCCUCGACGUCGGUCUCGACGAUUAUGUCAGACCCAGGGUCGAGGCCGCUCUCAGGAAGCGGAAAAGGCGUAAAAGUAAACUUGAAGUGGAUGGACGUGAAGAAAUACGUGAGGAGGGGGAGGUUGAGGGUGUGAAGGACUCGUGGUUGUGGUCGUGGUUUUUUAAAUCGAGGAAGAAGGAGAAGGUGGAGGAGAAGCCAGAGGAAAAACUCGAGGAGAAGUUGGAGGAAAAGCCGAAGGAAAAGCCGGAGGAAAAACGAGAGAAGCGGAAGGGCCUGAGAGGCUCACGGUUUCUCGAGUACUUGAGAUUAUCGUCUGAUAUCAGGGCUGAGUUCAGGAUUUAUGUCAGUGAAAACCCCAGGGAAACUGACAUCCUGAGGAAACACAGGAACCGCUGUGUUGCAGAACUCGUCCUGAUGAUUAUUUAUUGUGGGGUUGGUGCUUUUAUUUUUCGAUUCACGGAGGGCGCAUUCGAGCAGUUUUACAAGUGCGGGGUGAAAAGGGUGAAGCGCGAUUUCUUGGAUAGCCUGUGGAAUUACAGUCAUAAUUUGAGGGAGGACGACUGGAAGAGUAUGGCCAGGAGGAAGCUCAAGGAAUUUGAGGAGCAGCUUUAUGAGGCGUAUGACGCUGGACUGCAUACUUACAGUGGACAGAAGACCUGGAGCUUUCUUAAUGCUUUUGUUUAUUGUCUGACGGUUAUCACUACUAUCGGGUACGGUCACAUCUACCCGACGACUUCGACAGGACAAGCAAUGACGAUAAUCUACGCAAUUUUCGGUAUUCCCAUGUUCCUAAUAAUCUUGGCAGAUUUCGGUAAGUUGUUCACCAGAGGGAUGAAGUUCCUCUGGGCAUUUGUGAGACGAGUUUACUACACUGGGAGUUGCCGGAGAGUCCGGAGGACUGCCCCAGUUCAGGAGGUGAUGAAGGGAGUUCAAUUAGUGUACGAUUUUGCGACGUUUCGUCGUCCCUCCCAGAUGAAUCCAGAGGAGAUCGAGGAGAUGAGCAGACAAACACCUCAGACCGUUCUCAGUCUCGAUGGAAAUACACCUCUACCUCAACCCGAUACACCGGGUACACCUGCCUUCUCGGCUUUUGAGAUUGAUGACGAAUUCAAUCUGCCCAUUUCCGUUGCUAUAACUCUUCUCCUUGCAUAUAUAUUCGUCGGCGCCACUGCGUACAAUAUUUGGGAGGACUGGAACUUCUUCCAGAGUUUUUACUUCGUUUUUAUUUCCAUGAGCACCAUUGGCUUUGGAGAUUUUGUACCAAAGCACCCUAUAUACAUGAUGUGCUCUAUAGUCUACCUCGUAUUCGGCCUCGCCCUCACGUCGAUGUGCAUCAACGUUGUCCAGGUGAUGCUGUCAGAUUCGUUCAAGCAGGCGAGUCAAAAAAUAGGUGCCACCAUAGGUUUCGAAGUUGCAGUGGACGAUGGAUCGAUACAAACUACUGCACCACCACCGGUUGAAGUCGCUGACGUACACGCAACUAUUAGAGAGGAUGAUGAGUACAAGGACCAGAAGCAAGCACCAAAGGCCAAGGAAGAAGAUGUUGAAUUGUGAAAUAAUAUCAAAUGAUAAAUAAUUCAGCAGCUCUCCCGGCUACUGUGCAAUUCGUCCCACAAUAAUUGACCGAAAAUUUAGCGAUUUAAUAGGUCAAGUCAUUAAAAAAAAAUUUCAUUUAAUACAUCCGGCAAAAGAUCAUCUGAAUUGAAAUCAAAUUGGCCUUGAUUUCAGUGGAAAAUAAAAGAAGAAAUCACAAAUUUGUGGAAAAAGAUCACAAAACAAAAUCAUUUAUAAAUAACUGCUUUUGAGAGCAUCUCGCGAUAUUUGUCGAUAAAAAAUCAAUCUCUAUUUAUGCAUUAUUAUAAUAAUUGAUAAUUUAAUGAAUCAUUCAUCAAGUUGUUAUGUAUUUAUUUGUUUUUUUUUGUUGUGAAUUUGUAUUAUUUUCAGGUGAUGGGACAAUUUUGGAGAAAUAGGAUCGUUGGAUUAAUUAAUAUUAGAUAGAUUAGAGUAUUCGUCUAAAGGAUGGGAAUUCAAUAAUGAAGUUGUAACAAUUCGGUCUCUUUCCUAUUUGAGUUCCGGGGAAUAUCUCUGGAUUUAGGGGAGAUAGUAAAUUUUUUUCACGACCUUUUUUGUAGAGUCAAAUGAGGGGAACAAAAAGGUUUCGCGAAAAUUUUACAAACAGAUAUUCCUUGAACGCUCCACUAGAGAGGAAAUUCUUCGUUAUUGAAUUCAACGCGCAUUUCAUGGUUUUACGAAAUAAAUCGCGAAUAAUUAGUGGUCAUCACAAGCAAAGCCAACGAGAUUUCUCCGCCAAUGAUUAAUAUCUUUACUAAUUGGAGAAGGCGGAAUUCUCAAAUGCAAUUAAAUGCCUAUGCUGUCUACUGCAGGGAAUGCAAAAUCUUGUGCCUUUUAAUAAAGAAUCCAAAAAUGUC